AUGCAGCAAGUUUAUGUGCCUAAGAAGGUUGAGAUCCCCAUCGUUCCCCCACCAAGAGCUAGGCCUCAAUCGGUUAUCACAAUCGGCUCCAUGGAAGCUCCCGUCACUAAUCUUGAUGGUCCGAUUGUAAUCGAAGAAAUUCUGGAUCUAAGCAAGAUGAAGCUCCUAAAGAUGUUUUUGGAGUUGAAGAGAAGAAACGUGUCGAAGGAGAUUCCAAAAGCUCCAGAGUCAGCUAAGUCGACUUCCGAGUCAGCUGAGAUGACUCCUGCUGUCCCGGGUGCCUCUAAGGUGUCCUCUGAUGAUUUUUCUACUACCGUUGCUGCUCUGGUUGGCAUGGAGGUUCCUGAGGUUCCCGAUGAGGAGAUGGUUGACUAUGAGCCUACUCCAAAGAGAGUGGAGAGGACUCCACGGCGGUAG
Miscanthus lutarioriparius is the source of this 417-nucleotide messenger RNA. NCBI's taxonomy places the organism in Eukaryota, Viridiplantae, Streptophyta, Magnoliopsida, Poales, Poaceae. The record is from the annotation of a GenBank genome assembly.